Cloeon dipterum is the source of this 856-nucleotide messenger RNA. Its product is annotated as ninjurin-1-like. Gene Ontology annotation, biological process: cell adhesion; tissue regeneration. The coding region runs from base 145 to 855 and encodes 236 amino acids. Gene Ontology annotation, cellular component: membrane. The record is from RefSeq and is a predicted model, not a curated record. Lineage: Eukaryota; Metazoa; Arthropoda; Insecta; Ephemeroptera; Baetidae. The transcript is spliced from 3 exons.
ACACUCUGAAUCCUAAAUUGGCAGUCGGCGGAGCCACACCGGCCGAAGCGCGCGUCGUUUUUUCACUCCUUGCUCGGUGCAACAACUGUCAUCAGGUUCGACUUUUCCAGUGAAACGCCCAGGGCCGACAACAAGUGCGUUGACAUGCCGUCUUUUCACCCUGAUGAACUGGGAGAGUUCAACAGGCACCUCGACCAGCCCCCAAAUGGGCCAAAUUACCCCAAAAAAGAAGAGGUGAGGAUGGAGGAGACCUCAGACCACGAAGAGAUGGACUUUGGUGGUACCAACCACCUGGACCUGGACGAUUUGGACAGGAAGCCUCAUGACAAACAGGGUGAAGGCACAAGGCUCAAAAACAUGGAGGAAACUCCGUUGACCUACAGAGUCGAACUGAAUUCAGAGAUCGCUCCUGAUGGCCUCUCGAUGGUAGAAACAGCAAUACCGAGGCUAGACGUGAAUAUUUAUUCGCAAAAGAAGACUCUUGCUCAGGGUAUGAUGGACCUGGCGCUUCUCUCUGCGAAUGCAAACCAGCUGAGGUACGUUCUGGACAGAGGAGUGGACGACGCCUAUUACUACAUCAGCCUCACACUCAUUUCGGCCAGUAUAAUUCUGCAGAUUGCAGUCGGCAUUGGACUUAUUUGGAAUGGCCAGUUCAACAUAAAGAAGGAGAAAGACAUGCACCUGGCAAACCGCAUCAAUAACUUCACUGUGAUUGGUAUUUUCCUGGUCACCAUUAUCAACGUGUUCAUCUCGGCGUUCAGCAUCAGCACGGAUUCGAGCAUUCCGCCCAAAUCGCCAUACACUUUAAGGGGUGAACUGAACGACACAUUACUAGCAACUACAGAGAGGCUUUAAG